Messenger RNA from Aspergillus nidulans FGSC A4, 1819 nucleotides. RefSeq names its product protein snxA. The transcript has 9 exons. Gene Ontology annotation, molecular function: RNA binding; nucleic acid binding. NCBI's taxonomy places the organism in Eukaryota, Fungi, Ascomycota, Eurotiomycetes, Eurotiales, Aspergillaceae. The coding region runs from base 73 to 1527 and encodes 484 amino acids. The record is from RefSeq and is a predicted model, not a curated record.
CUCGAUUCUUUGUCUCUGGUCCUUUCUUUGAUUUAUCUUCAUUCACCUGACCUUUAUUGUUUCGCCGUCUUAAUGCCUUACGGCGACUACGAGUACGAUACUGACCGCGCACAGCGUGAGAGGUCUCGAUCCCCUCGUCGUCGAUCUCGCAGUCCUCGACGCAGCCGCCGUUCGUAUUCGCCGCGCAGUCGAUCUCGCAGUCGCGACCGCGACGAUUACCGCCGUAGCGAUCGCCGUUCUCGCUCUCCUAUGAGUGCUGCUCAAGGCCCAUCAGGAGGUCAUUCAGGCUCGGGAUACAGUGGACGCGGUGGUAGUUACCCGCCUCCACCCAGGUCAUUUGAGGAUCGAGCAGUCGCCAAAGAACAAAUGAUGCAAUCUGUGCGCGAAUCGUCCCAACAAGACCGUCGGGUCUAUGUUGGAAACCUUUCCUACGAUGUCAAGUGGCAUCAUCUAAAAGAUUUUAUGAGACAGGCUGGAGAUGUCAUCUUCGCCGACGUCUUGCUUCUUCCUAAUGGAAUGUCGAAGGGAUGCGGGAUUGUGGAAUACGCUACAAGGGAGCAAGCGCAAAAUGCCGUCAACACGCUCAGCAACCAGAAUCUCAUGAACCGCCUCGUUUACGUCCGCGAGGAUCGCGAGCCUGAACCUCGCUUCUCAGGUGGCCCUUCGCGUGGAGACUUUGGUGGCCCCGGCCGUGGUGGCUUCGGAGGCUAUGGCGGUGGUCCCGGUGGCGGUGGAAGACAGCUCUACGUCUCAAACCUCCCUUUCAACGUUGGCUGGCAAGAUUUGAAGGAUCUUUUCCGCCAAGCAGCCCAGCAAGGGACCGUGAUUCGUGCCGAUGUCCAUACCGACGCCUCUGGCCGCCCCAAGGGCUCUGGUAUUGUUGCCUUCGAGUCGCCGGACGAUGCCCGUAACGCUAUCCAACAGUUUAACGGCUAUGAUUGGCAAGGCCGUACCCUCGAGGUCCGUGAAGACCGGUUUGCCGGCUCAGGACCUGGCAUGGGCCGCGGUGGCUAUGGUGGCUUUGGCGGCCGUGGUGGCUUUGGUGGUCGUGGAGGUUUUGGCGGCCGUGGCGGCUUCGGCGGUGGCUUCGGCGGCCGUGGAGGUUUUGGCGGUGGUUAUGGCGGUCCUCCCAGCGGUCCUGGGUUUGACGCUGGGCCCUCGGUCCCCCCCAACCCAUUCACCGAUUAUGCUACCUCUGGUGGUGAGAAGAGUAACACUAUUUAUGUCCGCAAUCUACCCUGGUCCACAUGCAACGACGAUUUGGUUGACCUGUUCUCGACUAUCGGGAAGGUGGAGCGCGCCGAAAUCCAGUAUGAGCCUAACGGCCGCUCUCGUGGCACUGGUGUGGUACAGUUUGAUAACGCCGAUACGGCAGAGACUUCAAUCGCCAAGUUCACGGGUUAUCAGUAUGGCGGCCGCCCCCUUGGCAUCACCUUUGUCAAAUACUUGACCCCGGCCCAGGGUCCGGCCGACCCCAUGGAUGAUGCCCAACCUACCGGUGGACUUACCCAGGAUCAGAUCAUGUAAUACUAGCGUGUUUCCCUGCUUAGCUUCAAAGGAGCUUGAAAGGUUCAAAAUGUCUACAAUAUGCUACUCUGGCUUUGGGAAUUUUGACCAGUCAUCGCGAUCUGUUCUUGAACUGCUCCACCUGCUUGUUGUUGUUAUUUAUCCAUCUCACUAUGCUCAUUCAUUUCAUAAUGCUCGCUGUGUUCCGGGUCGACUAACUUGUGUGGUAACUGGGUUAUGUAUUUGCUUCCAUUGAUUAUUUGAUGUCAGCUGCCAGUAUACGUAACCUGCCAAGUUUCGGAAUCUCUCUCUA